CAUAAACAUUAAUUUGACAAAUGCUUGGAUUUUGUCUGCAACGGUUGAAACCAAAAGAAGAAUUCAAUUCCUGCGGAGAAAAAAAAAAUAGCAGCUGCACGUAUUCCUCUGCAACUCUAACAAGAUGAAGUCUGCUGAUAAUCAAGUCAUCCUGGCGAGAAUCUUUGCUGCUUCUUUGGUCGGAUUUGUCACCGUCGCAGCCGUGCAAUAUCGCCGGAAAAGAACUAAGCCCAAGAUUAAAGACAGUCAGAGCAUCAUUCCACGGCUAGACAGAACAGGAUCUGGCCGCGUUGGAAAUCUUGAGAGAUUCUCUCACUACGUUGCUAGGCAAGUGGGAUUUUUAGAUCCAAAUGAAUGCCCACAGCUAUGCAAAUUGGCGGGCGAUUAUUUGAGGAAAAGUGAAGAUUGUGAGAGCAACAUAUUUGAAUAUUUCGGCAAUCAAGCAGAAGCUGAGGCUCAAUCUUUGUAUGUGAAGCUGAUUGAAGAAUUUGAAAGAUGUAUUCUCACUUACUUUGCUUUUCACUGGACUCAAGUUCCUCCAAUCAUUACUCAGUUGAUGAAUGAAAAAUCAGAAAAAAAGCCAAAGCUAAGAGACUUUGUAAGAGCAGCAACAAGGCAACAAAGAUUUGAAAGGGUGACCAGGAACUUACAGGUGACAAGGGUGUUCUCCACCCUGGUUAAUGAGAUGAAAGCCAUCGGCAAAGGCGAAUCAUCAGAUUUAAUGGUGCCAAUGGCCCUUAGUGAGAGGAGUCCGGUGCUGCUUCUUAUGGGCGGUGGCAUGGGAGCCGGCAAGAGCACCGUCAUCAAAGAUAUCCUCAAAGAGUCAUUUUGGGCAGGAUCAGCACCUUUAAUAGUAGAGGCAGAUGCAUUCAAAGAAUCUGAUGUUAUUUAUAGAGCUCUAAAUGCCAUGGGUCAUCACGAUGACAUGCUUCAAACUGCUGAACUUGUGCACCAAUCAUCAACUGAUGCUGCAUCGUCUCUUCUAGUAACUGCAUUGAACGAGGGUCGCGAUGUGAUCAUGGAUGGUACCUUGUCGUGGGAGCCUUUCUUUGAACAGACGAUUGCAAUGGCCCGUAAUGUACAUAACUGUCGGUACCGAAUGGGAGUAGGAUACAGGGCGGCCGAGGACGGAACCGUUAUUGAAAAUUACUGGGAGAAAAUAGACGAAGAGGAGCAUGAAGAUAAUGGAAAAGUAAAUUCAAGAAAACCAUAUAGAGUAGAGCUGGUUGGAGUUGUUUGUGAUGCUUAUCUUGCUGUGAUUAGAGGCAUCAGGAGAGCUAUAAUGACAAAAAGGGCCGUGAGGGUGAAUUCACAGCUGAAGUCACACAAAAGAUUUGCAAAUGCAUUUACAAGUUACUGCCAACUUGUUGAUAAUGCAAGACUCUAUUGCACCAAUUCUGUGAAAGGACCACCAAAAUUGAUAGCAAGGAAAGAUGGAGGCAACAAUCUGCUAAUUGACCCAGAAGAAAUCAAAUGCUUGACUAAUGUGAGCAAUUUAAAUCCAGAUGCUGAGUCAAUUUACGAGCUUCACUCAGACCCGAGCCCAAUACUAGAGUCGGGCUCUAUUUGGCAAAAGAUUGUAUUUACUCCUUCAAGGCCCACCAUUCAAUCAGAGCUUAAGCUCGCCAUUCAAAUGAUUGAAAAUUCAUAUCCUAAGCUUGAAUGAUCCAAAAUGAACCAAAAGACUAUGUUGAUUGUUGUUUUAUUGGAUUUCCACGAACAACAGCAAUUGAUCAUUAUUCUAAAUAUUAUCAGUGACAUUCUUCAA
Messenger RNA from Mercurialis annua (annual mercury), 1768 nucleotides. RefSeq names its product calmodulin calcium-dependent NAD kinase. Bases 125 to 1666 code for a protein of 513 amino acids. The transcript has 9 exons. The record is from RefSeq and is a predicted model, not a curated record. Gene Ontology annotation, molecular function: kinase activity; ATP binding. NCBI's taxonomy places the organism in Eukaryota, Viridiplantae, Streptophyta, Magnoliopsida, Malpighiales, Euphorbiaceae.